AUGGAGAAAGAGGUGGAGUCUUCGUCUGAUCUUGACAAAGCCAAGGAUGAUGAGAUCGAGGAGGUGGUCACAACCUCGAGAGCGGGUUCACGUGAUUCCAAUGCCUCUCAUGGAGAUGUGCCUGCCAGGAAAAUCAUCCGCUUCAAGAACGGCGAUCCGGAUAAUCCAGACAAUUGGCGACAGAUAAAGAAGUUGUAUGCGCUGUUUGUGGCCAUCAUGAGUGUCAUGAACAGCACCAUCGGCUCUUCAUUGCCAGCCGGAGCUACAGGACCCAUCUCGCAACACUUCCAAGAGUACAACGAGUACAAGCUCAUCCUGCCUACUUCCAUGUAUCUCGUGGGCUAUGUUUGCGGGCCCAUGAUCUGGGGCCCAUUAUCAGAGUCCUACGGCCGCAAACUAGUCAUGAUGAUAUCCUUCGCCAUCUUCACAUUGUUCUCUGUCACUUCGGCAGUGUCACCUAACUUUACUGCCCUCGUCAUCUUUCGUCUCCUCGUCGGCAUCGGAGGCAGCUGCGCAAUAAGCGUCGUGGGCGGCAUAUGCGCGGACAUAUACCACGACCCGAAGAGUCGCGGGCGAAGCAUGGCAGGCUUCAUGGCCGCGACGACGUUUGGGCCGAUCCUGGGUCCGCCCAUCUCCGGCUACAUAUCGGUCGUCUCCUGGGCCUGGGGCUUCUGGGUGGGCGCCAUCCUGGCCGGAGUCACGUGGCCGCUGUUCAUCUUCUUGCCCGAGACGUACGGUCCCGUCAUCCUGAAGCACCGCGCGCAGAAGCUGCGCAAAGAGACUGGGGACGAGAGCAUCACCGCACCCAUCGAACUGGAGCAGACGGACUUCAACCACAUUGUCACCGUGAUCCUCACGCGCCCGUUGAGGAUGCUGUGCUUCGAGCCGCUUGUACUGUUCACCUGCCUGUACCUGAGUUACGCAUAUGCAAUCUUUUACAUCUACCUGCAAUCCUACCCUAUAAUCUUUACCGGCAUCUACGGCUUCACGCCUGGCGAACAAGGCCUCACAUUCCUCCCCAUCGGCGUCGGAGCCCUGAUCAGCGCCGCCUUUUAUCUCACAUGGGACUGGUACCUGUCCCGCGCGCAGGCGCUAGACAAGCCGUGGGCGAAGGACGAGGAAAUGGUCCGACUGCCGCUGGCAUGCAUCGCAGGCCCGUUCUUCGUCCUGUCGAGUUUCUGGCUGGGCUGGACGGCCCGGGCCGACGUGCACUGGAUGGUUCCGACGAGCGCGGGCGUGCUGUUUGGCAUGGGCUAUCUGUGCCUGUUCAUGGCGCUGCUCAACUACCUUGUCGACGCGUACGAGGUCUUCGCCGCGAGCGCCAUGGCGGCGGCGUCGCUGUCGCGGAGCUCAUUCGGCGCCGUGCUGCCGUUUGCUGCGCGGCCCAUGUACAGCGCCCUCGGUGUGGCGUGGGCGACUAGCUUGCUGGGGUUUCUGGCCGUCGCGCUGUGCGUCGUGCCGUUUGCGUUUCUCAGGUGGGGCGGCAGGAUGAGGGAGAGGAGUCCGUUCUGUCAGUACUUGAGGCGGAAGAAAGAGGAGGAGGCGGCGGCGUUGCGGGAAGAGAGGGAAGGCGAGGAAGAAGCAGACCUACGCGUGGCCCCGAAUGAGGUGAAGGGGAAGGAGGAGGUGUGA
Didymella exigua CBS 183.55 is the source of this 1632-nucleotide messenger RNA. RefSeq names its product membrane transporter. The coding region runs from base 1 to 1632 and encodes 543 amino acids. Gene Ontology annotation, molecular function: transmembrane transporter activity. The record is from RefSeq and is a predicted model, not a curated record. Lineage: Eukaryota; Fungi; Ascomycota; Dothideomycetes; Pleosporales; Didymellaceae. Gene Ontology annotation, biological process: transmembrane transport. The transcript is spliced from 6 exons.